Molecule: messenger RNA, 2152 nt
Organism: Diachasma alloeum
Lineage: Eukaryota; Metazoa; Arthropoda; Insecta; Hymenoptera; Braconidae
Product: E3 ubiquitin-protein ligase AMFR
Exons: 4
Coding region: 208-1368 (386 amino acids)
Cellular component (GO): endomembrane system
Molecular function (GO): ubiquitin protein ligase activity
Source: RefSeq, a predicted model, not a curated record
CGUAGCGUCAGUUUUCGUCUGGUUGUUGAGUUAAUCGCAAUUAUAAUCUCACGAGAGUGGUAGUUACCUCCAGGGAGUGAUUGAGUGAAUAAAAACUGAUAAACUCCCUCGAAAAAUCUAAAAAUCCAACUAAUUUAUUGAAGUGAAUAUUAAUUCCUCGUUUUUUUUUUCGAUAGAAUCAUUCGUGGUGACAAGGAAGCUGACAUAAUGGGGAUGAUAACCCGAGUGCGAGGAAGAGUCCGAGCAAAUUCGCUGACAGUUGACAAAGAGAAAACAGCGCAGAGUGUCUGUCUAUUAUCAGCAGUACUACUACUCCCCUACUGCCCACGAGGGCCACUCCCGCUUCUUCCGCCACCGGCUCCGGCUCUCUACUCGGUCCUAGUGCUACCGGUUGUCUUCAGUGCCAACUACAGAUAUCCCGUGUCGAGUUUGAAGACACUCGUGGGGACGUCCGGAGCUGUUGCCAAGAGAGCAUGGAGACCCCUGAGCACCUUCCUGAGACGCCUGUACGGACCGAUCGACCGAGCUGAGAACCUCUUCUUGAAGAUGAAGAAUAUUUCCCUGAUGGUCAAUCAGCUAGUGUUCCUGGUGCUCGCCGACAAAGUAUUGGUGCCUCCCCAGCAGAGGAUGACGUGUCUGUACAGUCUGAUGUUUUAUAAUGUCAUCGCUUACUGCGUGGGAUACAUAAAAGAGCUAGUAGAAAAGGAAGACUGGUCCCCUUAUGUCACCCUCACCGAGAGAUCGAGGAUCAAACAUUUAGCCAUGUCUGCCACGAAGAUUGUGCUUGAGUGGACCAAGGCUGUUACUUUCGCUGUUACUGUGACAUUCAUGCUAUUGGUGUUUGGAUUGGAACAGGGGUUGCAGAAUUACAAACCAUCGACGUCGUACACCAUCAUCACCUGGGCCUACUACUCAGCAACCGAGAAAGUCUUCGUCGACAUGUUCCCAGCAAUCCUCAAUUUCCUCCAACUGGAGGCCCUCGAGAACCUCGAAGCCCUCUACGCCCCGGUCAUCCUCCGAUCCUUCACCAUCUCCAUGUCCUCUCUAUUCACCCUGAUCCUCCUGCCGACGGCCACCUGGAGAUUUCUCCUCGUCGCCACCUACCUGAACGUCUUCCUCAGGACGAAGGAGCUAGUGAAAAAUUCGGGAGCUGCCCUCUGGGCCGAGAGACAGAUCCUCAAUAAGUAUCGAAAGGCAACACUCGAGGAGAUCGAAAAAUUCGACGACGUGUGCGCUGUCUGCCUCUUCACCAUGGUCAAGGCACGAGUCACCCCCUGCCAUCAUCUAUUCCACGCCGAUUGCUUGAGACAGUGCCUCAAGACCAGCGACAAAUGCCCCAUGUGCAAGAGGGAGUUGAAAUUCGAUUGAUUAAUUAUUUGGGGUUUAUUCUCUUCAUUGUUACGCUUUUGGAGGGGCGAGGGGCUUUCGACGACAGCGAGGGAGAUUUUUGUACUUUGAUACUGACACAAGGGAUAUUUUUGUUAGAUCAUUUUUCUUGUAGAUUUUUCAUCAAGGUAUUUCGUUCGAAAAAGAAUGACACACACAAACAAAUUUUAUGGAAUAACAGCGAAUUCGAGGGAAUUUCUACGGGACUUCUAGUGGAAAUUCUGUUAGUUUGUGGUUAAUUGUAUUGAAGAAUUCCCCGGUUUCACUUUGCGUUAUUUUAUAGAAAAUUUCUAGUUGAAAAUAUCAGUGGAAUUUCAGGUUCUACACAAAUUUUUCUAAUAAAACAUUUUCCAUAGGAAUUCGUCGACAUGAAUUCUCCACGAUUUUUGCAGUUUAUUUUUCUUCUUUCAUUAAUAAAAUAAAAUGAAAAAAAAUGGAAAUUUAGAGACGAGGAAUUCCUAUAGAAAAUAAUUUAUUAUCUGUAUAGAAUAACUAUUAUAUUAUUAUACUGACUUAUUUUAUUGUUUUCUUUCCAAUUUUUCUUUGCGGUUAGAUUAAAUUAAAUUUAUUGGAUUCUAUUCCCAUUGUAGUAUACAAAUUGUGGGAAUAGUUUUUCUCAUUUUCAAAUGAAGAUAUUUAUGAUAAAUAAUAAAGAGGGUAUUGAUACUUUUUGUUAGGAUGAUGAUCGAUUCGCAAGAAAAUAAAAAUUUCGAUUUUUCAAUGUCUCUGGAAAGUUUUAAAAUUGAUAUACUUUUUCAAUUAAUGG